This is a messenger RNA of Rhagoletis zephyria (snowberry fruit fly), 2199 nucleotides long. RefSeq names its product PIN2/TERF1-interacting telomerase inhibitor 1. Gene Ontology annotation, cellular component: nucleolus. The record is from RefSeq and is a predicted model, not a curated record. Lineage: Eukaryota; Metazoa; Arthropoda; Insecta; Diptera; Tephritidae. Gene Ontology annotation, molecular function: telomerase inhibitor activity; nucleic acid binding.
GGAAUAUUGAUUGCCACUGAACGUACGGCUGACACGCGUGGUCAGCAGCAGGCGCAAUUGGUUUUGUUUUAGUUUUUGAGUAAUUUUAUAAUUAUUUGUAAAUAAUUAGAAAAAGAUUGUUUAAUAAGUGUCGUAUAAAUGGCAAUGCUUGCUGAGCCCCGACAGAAAAAGCGAUAUAACUUAACACCUCGAGGCAAAGCGUUGUAUGAAGAUGAAACGCGCUUUGGUACGAAAAUGUUGGAGAAAAUGGGCUGGUCCAAAGGAAAAGGACUGGGUGCUAAUUUGCAUGGUAGUCAAGAUUUUGUGCGCGUCCGAAUGCGAAACACAAAUGAAGGUUUGGGUUUCGAAGAUCGUGAUGACCACUGGACGCAGCAUGAACAAGAAUUUAAUGGUUUGCUGAAAUCAUUGAGUAGCGAAAAUGAUCAGGGUGUAAAUGCUGAUGGUGAUAAGGAAAGUACCACUGAUGAGGAAGCGCCUCGUGUGGGUUUUGGUUUUGCGCCUGAACCAAAAAAGCCCAAAGUGGAAAAGCUAAAGGAUAAAAUUAGUGGUAUUUCGCUAGAAGAGAAGUCAAAGCAGAGUAAAGCUCGUGUCCAUUAUCGUAAAUUUACGAAGGGAAAGGAUAUUGCUCAAUACAGUGAAAAGGAUUUGGCUAAUAUAUUUGGAAAGAAAGCGGUUGAAACAGAGCAAACAGAAGGAAUAUAUGCGGAGCUCAAUGCGAUGAUGUCGAAUCAACCAAAAGAAGUGAAUGAAAUACCAGUUGUAGAAGCGAAGGAGGUGAAGCCUAAUUUCGCCGGUGUGCAGACGAUAAGCACGGGGUUAUCGGUGAGUGAUUAUUUUAAGAAAAAAAUGGAAGCAAUGAGAAAUAAACAAAAGCCCAUCAAAUCCGGAGGUGAGGAGAAGAAUGGAAACCAAGUGACUGCAGAAAUGCAGGGGCAAGACCCUAUGGAAACUAAAAAGAAAAGUAAAAAACGCAAAGGCGACGAAGCCUCAUUGCAUACUGAAAAUGAAAUAAAUGGUACAAACGAUGUUAGCGUAAUUGAAGGAGGUUUAGAAAUAAAUAUUAAACGAAACGUAGAAAAGCGUAAGAAAACGAAGAGUCUGCCUGAAAAUAUUGAAUUAGAUAAUGUAACCGCCUUGACGGAAGCGAAUAUUCAAGAAUCGGAGGGCCUGACUGAGUCUAAAAAGAUUAAAAAGAAAAAGAAGCGUAGUGCAUUAAAAACGGUGGACAUGACGCAAGAAGAAUACGAUGGAACUGCUGAAAUAUGUACAAAGAAAAAGUCUAAGAACAUUAGUGGAGAACAGCACUACGAAGAAAGCAGUAUAAAUUCAUUGGCAACAGUGAGCGAUGUAAAUGAAAAACCUAAGAAAAAUAAAUCCAAGAAAAAAGAAAAUGAGAAAUCCCUGGAAACUAAAGACGGGGUAACAUUAAACAAUGUGGAUGAAAUUCCAGCAUCCCAACUGCCCAACAAAAAAAGGAAAAAAGAUAACCCACUGCAAGAUGAUGAAAAUAUUCCAGUGAACCAAGGUCCUGCCGAUAUUGAAUUAAUAACUGGAAUAUCCGUUAAGAAAAAUAAAAAAUUAAAAAAUAAGGAAAAGUUGCAAGAUACUUCUAUUGCAGACUUAAAUGCGGCAGCAAAAGUAGAGAGUCCUGCACAAGCUUCGAGUAAAAAGUCAAAGAAACAGAAAAAACUUGAAGGCAUAGCUGGUCAUGGUGCCCAAACCAAGCAAGUACCAAAGUCAUGGGGGAAAGCUAAAAAAAAUGUAAGUGAAGAAAUAUACCUUCAAUCGCUGACACUUGAUGAACUAAUAGCCAAAUGUAAUUCUUUCAAUGUCCUCACUGUUUCCUCAUUUUGCGCAGAAAAAUUCCGUAACGUCGAUUUAGACCUAUUCAAUGGAGCAACAAUAUCACAAUUCCCUGGCUAUUCGUAUAGUGAGCAAAAUCUACAACUUAACGUAGUGGAUCAACCCAAAGAUAAGGAGCGUAUCUUGCAUCUUUGGAACUGUAAAAUAAAUAAAUAUCAGAAUGUUAAUCCAAGGGCUAUAUUUGCCAAUUAUAAAUUCAACGUGGUAAAGGCUUAUAAGGCCAAAACAAAACAGAGGAAAAGAAUACCUCGAUUUCAUAUGAAAUCACUGAAAAGAAAAAAUGUGUUCCAACCUAUAUAGAAUAUUACUAAUAAAAAAACGAAUGUUACUAGCCUG